AAAAGAAGAUGGAAAAGGAAGAAAAAAAAGGCGUGAGUGAGAUUUACAGCUCAUGUGAGUCAUGUCGUACAAGUGACACUCCCAAAACUUCCAAGAAAGCAUCAGAUCCAAUUUUCCUCAAUCUUCUCCUCUCGUCGAUUUCCAAAAAAAUCAGAUAUAGAGAGAGAAAGUGAGCUCGUGAAACAGUGAUGAAAGGAAUCGCCAUGGAUGAUCGAGCUCGCUUGACCCGCAGAAUCCGGUUUCUCCUUCUUGCUUGGCUCCGUCGUUCUCGCUCCGGCUCUUUGUCUGUGCUGUGUGUUAUGUUUGUGGAACAAUUUAUACAACCUUUCACUUGCGCCAUUAUCACAGGGAGGAUAGAAUUUGUGAGACGAUUCGAUUACAAGGAGAUGGCGAAGGCAACGGAAAGUUUCCGCAAGGUUAUCUACAGCAACUAUCACGGUUCUGCAUACAGAGCCAGAUUCAAAGGUGGUGAGGUAGCUUUGGUCAAAGAGCUCAAGUCUCUUGAUCUUGGACGAGAGGUGUUUUAUGAGGAAGUGAAACUCUUGGGACGCUUACGUCACCGCCAUCUCCUCACACUUCGUGGCUUUUGCACCGGACGCAAGAGGCUGCUAGUGUAUGACAACAUUGAAAAUGGAAGCUUGAAAGAACACCUCAAUGAUCCUCUUAAGACUCCUUUGAACUGGAAGACUCGCAUCAAAAUAGCCAUUGGAGUCGCAGCUGCAUUAGAAUACUUGCUAAUCUUCAGCAGCAGCGAUGUGCAGAUAUAUGAUGUUUCAGUGAAUUCAUGUAACAUCAUGUUGGAUGAAAACUUCACCCCCAAAAUUUCAGAUAUCCGCAUCAACAGACACACAAAAAGCCACCCAAAAACAACCAAUGAUUCUUGCUCAGAAGGAUCAUGUGCGGAUGAGGAAUGUGGAAACGUGAUAUUUCAGCUAGGAGUGUUGAUGCUGGAGCUGAUCACAGGGCAAUCAUCAGACAGACAAGGCGAAGACUUGAUCGAAUGGGUACAACACUCGUGCAUUGCAAACUCCAUUGAUAAGAUGAUUGAUCCAGAUCUCGGUAACAACUAUAACUCUAGGGAACUCCAGAAAGUUCUAGCCGUGGCUCGACUCUGUAUAAAAACGAGGUACGAGCCACCUUCCUUCUCGAUCACACAUGUAUACCGGUAUCUACAGAAGAAGAUUGAUGUUGCAACAUAAACUAGUCCUUGUUUCUGAAAGUGUGGUUGAAUGGUCGAAAUUGAGAUUGACACGCUUGGUCCAUUUUAGACGAUUCUACAUGUAAUAACAGCUAAAAGAGUAGCAUCAUUGUACUAGUCUCUACAUGUAAUAACAGCUAAAAGAGUAGCAUCAUUGUACUAGUCUCUACAUGUAAUAACAGCUAAAAGAGUAGCAUCAUUGUACUAGUCUCUACAUGUAAUAACAGCUAAAAGAGUAGCAUCAUUGUACUAGUCUCUACAUGUAAUAACAGCUAAAAGAGUAGCAUCAUUGUACUAGUCUUGUGUCUUGAUGUAACGCAUCAUCAGCUACGCUAUACAACUUGUGUCGUGUGAUCCUCAACAUGCU
Messenger RNA from Thlaspi arvense, 1565 nucleotides. The record is from the annotation of a GenBank genome assembly. Lineage: Eukaryota; Viridiplantae; Streptophyta; Magnoliopsida; Brassicales; Brassicaceae.